GUGAACUAAGGAAGCCAGUAGAAGUAGGUGUUCCUUUGAUUUCAAAUAUUGAUUGCACGAGAGUCCUGACGAUUGGAAGAAAACAGCACCACUCUUCCAUCUCUAUUUGCAUCUCGUUUCUUGUUUCUGUUUGAAGCUUUUUCUCAAGCUCAAUUUGUCACCGCGGGACAUGAGAGUUCUGAUAUCAGUUUACGGAGAAACGUAAUGGAUAAGAGUUGGAUGUAUCAAUCUCGGUUGACCAGUGAGUAUUUUAACGGAGUAGAGGGAUUCUUGAAUUUCGCAUUCCAAAACGCAAGUAUCGAUGGGAAAAUUGUUUGUCCAUGUGUGAAGUGUGGAAAGGGCAGAUGGGUGAUGCGAUCUGAGGCAGUAGACCAUCUAGUAUGUGACGGUUUUAUCAAGGGUUACACAAAAUGGAUAGCUCAUGGAGAAGCUUUGUCAUCUACUACAACUGCUCCGAUUCCCACUAAUUCUGGUAAUGCCUUGGGCACAAAUAAUAGCAUGCGUGAGAUGUUGCAUGAUACAUUCGGGAUCUCAAAUAGAGAUGUUGGCAUGGAUGACAUGCCAAAUAAUGUAGAGUUGUCAAAUGCAGAUGCUAAAAAAAUUUAUAAGUUGGUAAGUGAUGCCCAAAAACCUUUGUACCCUGGGUGUAAAGAGUUUUCAAAGCUUUCAUUGCUCGUUGAACUAUUUCACAAUAAGUGCCUUGGAAAAUGGACCAACGACUCAUUUACCAGGCUACUUCGGACAUUCAACAGGGCACUUCCAGAGGGUGAGAAAUUGCCCAACUCAUAUUAUGAAGCGAAAAAAGUGUUGGGGGAAUUGGGUCUCUCUUACAAAAAGAUUCAUGCUUGCCCUAAUGAUUGCAUGUUGUAUUGGAAAGAGCAUAUUGAUGAUACAGAAUGUCAUGUAUGUCAUGAACAGAGGUACAAAACUGUUGACAAUCAUGAAGGAGCAGAAGGAACCUCAGCAAAAAAGUGUAAAAAGGUCCCCAUAAAGGUUUUACGCCAUUUUCCGUUGAUACCAAGGCUACAAAGGUUGUUCAUGUCGUCAAAGAUUGCAUCUUUUAUGAAGUGGCAUGAUGAGGGUCGAACCAAAGAUGGUUGCAUGCGUCAUCCUGCCGAUUCCCUUGCUUGGCAAACUUUUGACUUCCAACAUAAGGAAUUUGCUACAGAUUCACAUAAUGUUAGACUUGGAUUAGCGUCAGAUGGAUUUAAUCCUUUUGGGAUGAUGAGUAAUGUGCAUACACCUGGAAAUAACAUUGAUGUUUAUUUGCAACCAUUGAUAGAGGAGCUGAAAGAGUUAUGGGGGGUCGGAGUAGAUACACUUGAUGCUUCAACCAAUCAAAAUUUUAAGAUGCAUGCUGCCUUAAUCUGGACUAUCAAUGAUUUUCCUGCAUAUGCAAAUUUGUCUGGGUGGAGCACUAAAGGGCGUCUUGCAUGUCCAUCAUGCCAUAAAGACACAUGUUCUUCUUGGUUGAAGUAUAGUGGGAAGCAUAUCUACAUGGACCAUCGACGAUUCUUGGAGGAUAGCCAUAUGUUUAGACGAGAUAAGAGGUCAUUUAAUGGAAAGGAAGAACGUCGGAAGGCAAUUUGUCGCUUAACUGGGUCUAUGAUACAAGAUCAGCUAAAAUGCGUUCAAUUUAAGUUUGGAAAGCUAGUUAAGGAUAAUCAUUAG
Rhododendron vialii is the source of this 1671-nucleotide messenger RNA. RefSeq lists its product as uncharacterized. Bases 205 to 1671 code for a protein of 488 amino acids. Lineage: Eukaryota; Viridiplantae; Streptophyta; Magnoliopsida; Ericales; Ericaceae. The record is from RefSeq and is a predicted model, not a curated record. The transcript has 3 exons.